AUGUAUUAAAAGCCUGUUUAUUAAUGUUUAUUUCUGACCAUUAGUGACUCCUUGAGGUCUUGCAAUGGAUGUAUCCAUUUUAGGAAACAAUUUGGCCACUGGGCUUUUGCUUUGCUGAGGUUUGCACUCCAAAGGGUAGAUAAAGCCAGGAAAAGUUCUAUUUUGAUUUAAUUGAACUUGAUUAGAACUAAAUUAAUUGGUGUAUACUGAUGUAAUGUCCUAUGUAUCUUACUAAUUAAUCUGUAUUCCCUUUUAAAAAUUACAAAUGGAUGGAAUACAGAUUGGGAAUCUUCCAGAAAUAUUAGUUAUUACUAAAUAAAGAAUCUAGUUUGGAACAAGCGUGAUAUAGCAUGGCCUAGAGCAUGGAUGUGUUCUAACUAAUGCCUUUCUUCCCUCUGUAUAUUCUAAAAAGAUUGUGGCAACUACCAAAAGAAACCGAUGAAUGUAAGAACGGAUAUAAGCCGUGCGACGGAAAUACUGACAGGUGUUGUGCUAAUCUUACCUGUGGUGUUGAACAGUGUGGAAAACAUAGUAAAUGUAAAAUAGACUGUGAUCAGGUCCUUUGUGAAUGCAAACCAGGAUUUCAGUUACCUAAUGAAGGAAGAACGUUCAAAAGUAUAAAUGAAAAUAAGUGUGAAGAUAUUAAUGAAUGCAUUAAAAGUCAUUGUGAUGCAACUGCCAUCUGCGAGAACUCUUAGGAAGUUAUUCGUGUUAUUGCCCACCAGGAUAUUUCCAAUAUUCCAGUUGCUGUCCAGAAGGAUAAAACGAAGAUAAAAU
Molecule: messenger RNA, 777 nt
Organism: Thamnophis elegans (Western terrestrial garter snake)
Lineage: Eukaryota; Metazoa; Chordata; Lepidosauria; Squamata; Natricidae
Product: adhesion G protein-coupled receptor E2-like
Exons: 3
Coding region: 381-698 (105 amino acids)
Source: RefSeq, a predicted model, not a curated record